GGGGACUAUCGACUGUUACGCAUAUGAACACGGUGGAUAAAUGUAAUGCCGUAUUAGAAAAUCAUGCGUUGAAUACGGCGUGACACAUUCGAAAACAAUGAUAGUUUCAGGACGUUAACUAUAAGCUCGUAAAUUUAAACAGAACGCGUGACAUUAGAAAAGUAUAUAUUCCACCAAACUCUAACCAUAUUAUUUAAAUAUUAAAUUCAUCCUUUUUACCUAUCUUUAUAGUUUAUUCACAAGAUUUGUCGUUUAAAACUUUCGCUUUUUUUGCACUUUUCUCCGUGAUUCUGCUCUGUUCUGUUCAAGAACCUUCCUCAUCUCCCCGUCUAUCUCAAUAUUUUCAAAUAUACAAUCUCUUUAAAAAAAAAACAUCCCUUGAAACCUCAGUUUGCAUAUUCUUCUUGUCAGUGGCUACGAUUGGCUGGAUUCUAUUUAUCUGACAUUUUUCUAAUUAGCCUUUUUGGAUUCUCUCUUUGCUUUGCUUCAAAGCUUUCUCCCAAAAAACACCCUAAUAAUCCGUGAUUAGAGCGAUUUAUCGUCAUUUUGUUUUAAUAUUCAGGGGUUAUUAUUUGGCAAAACAAAAAUCAGAAAUUAAAGUACGGUUUCUAACGUUGUCGACUCAGACCAAGAUUUUGAUGUUGGAGAAGAAGCUGAAUCUGAAGUAAUUGACAAUGACUUCUCCGUUUAGUUCCAAGAAUCUAAGACUCUUUUCAAAAUCCAUCACUUGCAAAUGCCUUGUUCUUGUUGGCAUUGCUCUGUUCUACAAAGCUCUGUUUCUCACUUACUCUCCCAGUAGCUUCUUGUUUCGAGCCCGUUACAUGUCAGACUCCUCCUCCUCAACAGCUGGAGUCAGAACCCACAAGUUCCUCGAGGUUCCUCAGAUCGUAUGGGGACUAAACAACCAGAAGAUAGCUUUCGCAAGAGCUUGCUUGACCGCAAGAACCAUGAACAGAACGCUUCUAAUGCCUAGCCUAAGCGCUUCCUUGUUCUACAAGGAAGUAGACAAGCUCCGUCCCAUCCCCUUCGAUAAAGUCUUCCAGUUCCAAAGAUUCAACUCUCUCUGCAAAGGGUUCGUGCGGCUCGCUCGGUUCUCCGACGUUAGAAACACAACACAUUCGUUUGACCUAGAGAAAGGCAGUGGAAGGAGGUGGACAGUGGAGAGAGACUUGCAACAGCUGAAACAGUCCGCAACUAAUGAGUUUGAAGUGGUCCGUGUCGUAGGAAAGAACCCUUUCUUGUGGCAUGAUCACUGGCCUGUUAAGGACUAUGCUAAGGUCUUUGAGUGUAUGGUUGUGGUUGAUGAGAUCUCGAGAGAAGCAGAUAAAGUGGUGACGAGAAUCAGACAAGGAGGGGGAGAUAAUAGAAUCAGGACGGGUCUUGUCCCUUUUGUUGCGGUUCACAUGAGGAUAGAGAUAGAUUGGAUGAUACAUUGUAAGAAGCUAGAGCAAAGGCUAAAGGUUUCAGAGAUUUGUAGUAGUAAAAGAGAGAUCAUGGAGAGAGUAGGGAACAUAUCUGGUUUAAAGACUCCAACAGUUCUUUACCUAGCAGUAGCUGAUAGUCUCUUAGAUGAAAAAGACAAAGAAUCAUCGGUCUUAACCGGUUGGAGAGACGGUUUAGUACCUUAUGAGAAGAAGAAGCUUGGGGUUAAAGAGGAGGUUUAUGGGAAAUAUUCUUAUUUGAUACAGUCUGCUAUUGAUUAUGAGGUGUGUUUAAGAGCUGAUGUGUUUGUUGGUAAUAGCUUUUCGACUUUCUCUAGUCUCAUUGUUCUUGAGAGGACUCAGAAGAUGAGAAGGUUAGGGUUUGUGAGUUCUUGUGAAGAUGGUGAGAACGAGUGGAGAUCAUAUGCAUAUAAUCUUGCUGGAGGAUCAAAGGGAGUUCCAAGGAGAUGGAUGACUAAUAUGACUCAUUCUAGUUUGGAGGCUAUUAGCUAUGGCUCUAGUUCUGUUUCUUGUUCAAGUGAGUGAAGUUGUGAAACUUUAGAGUUAGGUUUUGGUCUUUUUAACAAUUCUUUUAUUUUUUUUGUGGUACAAAGUUGUGUAGUUACGUCUUAGAUCUUUCUUUAAUUCUGACUUCUACUGGUAAUUAUUGAGAGUAAACAAAAUGAAAUUUAUAGAAAACAAUCCUUUAAUUCUUAAA
Molecule: messenger RNA, 2139 nt
Organism: Brassica napus (rape)
Lineage: Eukaryota; Viridiplantae; Streptophyta; Magnoliopsida; Brassicales; Brassicaceae
Product: O-fucosyltransferase 23-like
Exons: 2
Coding region: 675-1967 (430 amino acids)
Biological process (GO): pollen-pistil interaction
Source: RefSeq, a predicted model, not a curated record